Molecule: messenger RNA, 1175 nt
Organism: Rhagoletis zephyria (snowberry fruit fly)
Lineage: Eukaryota; Metazoa; Arthropoda; Insecta; Diptera; Tephritidae
Gene: Ppt1
Product: Palmitoyl-protein thioesterase 1
Biological process (GO): receptor-mediated endocytosis; protein depalmitoylation
Cellular component (GO): lysosome
Molecular function (GO): palmitoyl-(protein) hydrolase activity
Source: RefSeq, a predicted model, not a curated record
CCUAUAAAAAUUAGAACCUUUUACAGUGCAUCCCUGUGUUUUGUUUAAUAUCUUUGUUUAGAAUUAAAUUGAUAAAAUUUUCAAUAGCAAAUGAAGUGAUUGAUUUCUGUAAAUUUAAUUUGCGUUCUGCUAAACAAAAAGGAAAUGGUUUUCCUGAAAACCUUAAUAUUAAUAACUAUAUGCUGCGGUACUUCAACUGCUUCCGAUGCACUGCCCGUCGUAUUAUGGCAUGGAAUGGGUGACACUUGCUGUUUUCCCUUCAGCAUGGGUUCCAUAAAGAAAUUAAUUCAAACGGAAACGAAUGGUGCAUAUGUGCGUUCACUGAAAAUCGGCGGUAAUAUUGCUCUCGACUAUGAAAGCGGUUUCUUCGUACACCCCGACGACCAAGUGCGUUAUGUUUGUGAUCAAUUGGCCAAAGAUGUAAAACUUUCAGGAGGCUACAAUGCUAUUGGCUUCUCUCAGGGCGGCCAAUUUAUGCGUGCGGUCGCUCAACGUUGUGCUACCCCACCUAUUAAAACAUUGAUUUCGAUAGGCGGACAACAUCAAGGAGUUUUUGGCUUGCCCAAAUGCCCCUCGCUAUCAAACAGAGCUUGCGAACACCUACGUAAGUUAUUGCAUCGUGCUGCUUAUAAGGAGUGGAUGCAGCGCGAACUAGUGCAAGCUACUUACUGGCAUGAUCCCUUAAGAGAAGAAGAAUAUCGGCAGAAGAGCUCAUUUCUUUCUAAUAUCAACAACGAGGUGUUUAUCAACCAAACCUAUAUUACCAACCUUAAUAAACUAGAAAAAUUUGUAAUGGUCAAGUUCUUGAAUGACUCAAUAGUUCAGCCUAAAGAGUCACAGUGGUUUGGCUUUUACGCACCUGGUCAAGAUAAAAGCAUCCGCCCACUAAUACAAAGCGGAGUUUACGAAGAUCUCGGGCUUAAACAAAUGGAUGAAAACGGCAAGUUGUUGUACCUAUCUGUAGAGGGUGAUCAUUUGCAAAUGACUAGCAAAUGGUUUAUCGAAAAUAUUAUACCACUUCUUACAAAAAACUAAAUAAAAGAUGUCUACAUCUCAACAUACUCAGCGUAUUCGAAUUUUCUCAAAAAGUUGUGUGAUAAAUAAGAACAAAGGACUAUGAUUAUUUUUAUUUGCCUAACGUGUAACUAAUAAUAUACUAAUAAAUCAUUUUGACG